This is a messenger RNA of Nelumbo nucifera (sacred lotus), 1068 nucleotides long. RefSeq lists its product as uncharacterized. Gene Ontology annotation, biological process: protein folding; chaperone-mediated protein complex assembly. The record is from RefSeq and is a predicted model, not a curated record. Gene Ontology annotation, molecular function: protein-folding chaperone binding; Hsp90 protein binding. NCBI's taxonomy places the organism in Eukaryota, Viridiplantae, Streptophyta, Magnoliopsida, Proteales, Nelumbonaceae. Gene Ontology annotation, cellular component: cytosol; nucleus.
UUGCUGUGAAGCCGAGCGACUGGUAUUCUUUUUUCUACUUCACAGGCUCAUAUAUAUACACUCCACGUAUUACUCUGGCCAGCUCGAACUACCUUCAUUUACCUUUUUAUUCCUUUUCUAGGGUUUUCUGUAUCGUGACGCGAUGAGUCGCCAUCCUGAGGUGAAGUGGGCUGAGAGGGUGGAUAAGGUAUAUCUCACUGUAUUGUUGCCAGAUGCAAAGAAUUCAAAGGUGAAUCUUGAACCAGAUGGAGUGUUUACAUUCUCUGCUACUACUGGACCAGAAAACCUUCUCUAUGAACUCAAGAUAAAUCUUCAUGAUAAGGUGAAUGUAGAGGAAAGUAAAAUUAAUAUAGGUGUUCGGAAUAUAUUCUGUGUCAUUGAGAAAGCUGAGAAGGGUUGGUGGAAGAAGCUAUUGCAGGCAGAUGAAAAGACCCCACACUACGUGAAAGUUGAUUGGGACAAAUGGGUAGAUGAAGAUGAUGACAAUGCUGACCUGGAUUUGGGAGGGAUGGACUUCUCGAAAUUUGGCGGUAUGGAGGGAAUGGGUGAUGAUUUUGAAGACAGUGAUGGUGAAGAUCAAGAAACGGAAAAGUCUGCACAAGAAGAGGAAAAGACGAAAGAAGCGGUGAAGCCCUCACAACAAGAUGAAAAGACGGAAGAAGCUCCAGCUCUAUCCGAGAAGGCAGAACCUGCUUCAAACACAUGAAGAUGGUCUGGACCAAGAUUUCAACGCACUGCAGCUAUUGGGUUGGCAUAAUCUGGGGGAUGGCGAGUUGGUCACUGUGGGGAUUUGCCUGGUGUUUGUUUAGAUGUGUAGUCCCUACUGGAUGCUGGCUUGGGGCCAUUCUGGUUUUUUAUUUGUUUCCGGCAUGAGAUGUAUUCUGAAAAUUAUAGGUUAGAGGUUUAUAACCGAGAUUUGGCAUUUAGCUUGUUUUAGAAUUUUAUUCCAGUUUGUUUUGCAAUCUCUCCCCCCCUCUCUCUCUCUCUCUCUCUCAUCUUCAAUAUUAAAUAUGUUAUUAGCCUUUAUUGAAUGAUAUUAAUCAAUUUGGUGGAAUCAUAUCUUUGUUA